AUGGCGGCGAACGGUGACGGUGAUAGAUACGGGAAUGACAUAGACUCCGACUCCGACUCUGGUCCCGGCUCUCCAGGUCUCGAUCCACAAAAUGACGUUGACGAUGUUGAGGAAAUGGAGGAGAAGCCCGUUAAGUCGGCGCUGAAGAAGUCUGCACCAGAGGAGACUGUGCCAGCAAUCAUUCGACCGACUCUGCCGCCUCAAACAGAGCCCAAGGAUCUGGAUGUUAAGUCGUUGACGCCUCUGACGCCCGAGAUUAUCGCACGGCAAGCUACCAUUAACAUUGGGACUAUUGGGCAUGUCGCGCACGGAAAGUCGACAGUUGUGAAAGCGAUAUCAGGAGUACAGACAGUUCGGUUCAAGAAUGAAUUGGAGCGGAAUAUUACCAUCAAAUUGGGCUAUGCCAACGCCAAGAUUUACAAAUGCGACAAUGAAGAGUGUCCGAGACCGGGUUGCUUUAGAAGUUACAAGAGUGAGAAGGAGGUCGACCCUCCUUGUGAGCGGGAAGGAUGCAGUGGCACAUACCGAUUGCUCAGACAUGUUUCAUUCGUCGAUUGCCCUGGUCACGAUAUUCUCAUGAGCACUAUGUUGUCAGGUGCAGCGGUCAUGGAUGCCGCUCUCCUUCUCAUUGCUGGCAACGAAAUUUGCCCGCAGCCGCAAACCUCCGAGCAUCUCGCAGCCAUCGAAAUCAUGAAACUGAACAAGAUUAUCAUUCUCCAGAAUAAGGUCGAUCUGAUGAAGGAAGAGAGCGCCAACCAGCACUACCAGUCAAUAUUAAAAUUCAUCCGAGGAACUGUUGCUGGGGGAGCACCCAUUAUCCCAAUCUCUGCCCAGCUGAAGUUCAACAUCGAUGCUAUCAACGAAGCAAUUGUCAACACCAUUCCUGUUCCCCCCCGCGACUUCUCUAUGGACCCCCAGAUGAUCGUCAUUCGAUCAUUCGAUGUCAACAAGCCGGGUGCCGAAAUCGAAGAGCUCAAGGGAGGUGUUGCUGGUGGAAGUAUCCUCCACGGUGUUUUGAAGCUUGGUGACGAGAUUGAGAUCCGACCCGGAAUUGUCACUCGUGAUGAAAAGGGAGCUAUCCAGUGCACGCCAAUUUUCAGCCGAAUCGUUACUCUGAACUCGGAGAACAAUGACCUCAAAUAUGCAGUUCCAGGCGGACUUAUUGGUGUCGGAACACGCAUCGACCCAACUCUUUGCCGUGCUGAUCGUCUUGUUGGUUUCGUCCUUGGUCUCAAGGGCCGCCUGCCAGAUAUCUAUACGGAGAUUGAGGUCAACUACUUCCUUCUCCGAAGACUUUUGGGCGUCAAGACUGCGGAUGGAAAGCAGGCGAAGGUCGCCAAGCUAGCUAAGAACGAAGUUUUGAUGGUAAACAUCGGAUCGACCGCAACGGGCGCCAAGGUUGUUGCCGUGAAGGCAGACGCUGCGAAGUUGGUUUUGACAAGUCCUGCUUGCACGAAUAUUGGCGAGAAGGUUGCAUUGAGUCGUCGUAUUGAGAAGCAUUGGCGUCUGAUUGGUUGGGCCAAUAUCCUGUCUGGUGUUACCCUCGAGCCCACCAAUGCUUAA
Molecule: messenger RNA, 1563 nt
Organism: Venustampulla echinocandica
Lineage: Eukaryota; Fungi; Ascomycota; Leotiomycetes; Helotiales; Pleuroascaceae
Product: p-loop containing nucleoside triphosphate hydrolase
Exons: 4
Coding region: 1-1563 (520 amino acids)
Biological process (GO): positive regulation of translational fidelity; formation of translation preinitiation complex
Cellular component (GO): eukaryotic translation initiation factor 2 complex; cytosol
Molecular function (GO): translation initiation factor activity; tRNA binding; GTP binding
Source: RefSeq, a predicted model, not a curated record